Molecule: messenger RNA, 3468 nt
Organism: Ceratitis capitata (Mediterranean fruit fly)
Lineage: Eukaryota; Metazoa; Arthropoda; Insecta; Diptera; Tephritidae
Exons: 4
Coding region: 614-1990 (458 amino acids)
Molecular function (GO): sequence-specific DNA binding
Source: RefSeq, a predicted model, not a curated record
AAUUAUUGAGAAAUAAAAAAACAUUGUUAACGAUAAAUAAAACAGUAAUUGAAUUUUCAUUAUAAUUUGUAAAUCUAGAUCGGGAAGCUGCCUAAACGUGAAGUAACGAGUAAAACACACACACGCUUAAACCGAACUAGGAAAAAAACCGACGAGAGGACAGGUUUAAGUUAUUGUAGGUUCUCUGGUUUAAAUGGAAUAUGAAAAUAAUUUAUGCUGUGUUUUAGCAAUAAUUCGUGUAAAAAACAAUAUUCAUAACAAUUUCAACAGCAUUUAAAGGAAAUGUACGUUUUUUACUGGUGUUCAAUAUAAUCGAAUUUUUUGGUGGCGAAUAUUUAUGAAUUUGAUAUUGUUGUGGAGCCACAUUUGAAUGAUCAGCUGUUCUCGCUUUUUGUGCAUCAAUAUUUACGCAUGUUUGCAUUUAUGAAAUACUGCUGAAAGGUUGUUGUUAAACAAUGUUUAAAACUAACUCAUAUAGAUGAUAUUCAAAGACACGAAUUUAUAAGAGAACUUUAUCACAUCUGCACAGUCAGGUGAUAAAAAAAAUUGAAUUAACCUCGGUGGAUAGUAACAGUUGAUAACUUCAAUAUUUGUCUAGAAUUGUUAGCGAGUUAUGGCCAAUGAGCGUAAAUGCUGUGUGCCCAAGUGUGGACGUACUUCACAUAAAAACCCUGAGUUGCGAUUUUUCGGCAUUCCAAAGGAUCCGGAACUCAGACCCAAAUGGAUGGAAAAUCUAAAAAUAAAAAGAUUAUAUUAUAAGAUCACUUACGUCUGCAGCAUACACUUCGAAGAUGAAGCGCGAAAUAAGCAUCGACUUAAAAAGAAUGCAAUCCCCACAUUGCAUUUAGGUUAUGAUGGCUUAGUCCCACACAAAUUCAUAAAACAUUAUGUAGCGCAACGUAAAUGUUGCAUUGAAAGCUGCAAAAUACAACAUAUGAUCAAAGGUGUUAAAACAUAUUCGUUUCCAGAGGGCAAGAAUGAGAGAUUGGCUUGGGCACGAGCAUGUAACUUACCACUUCCUUUACCGCAGAAAGAUAUUUAUUUAUGUGAACGUCACUUUGAACGGAAAUAUAAAUCGAAGAUGCGACUUCGUCCUGGGGCUUUUCCCAAAUUUUUCCUACGCGGCGAAGAUGAUGAGGAUAUAGAACAAAAAAAUGCAGAGAGUAACGCUUCAGAUGCAGACCCAAGUAAUGAAGAGAGUAACGCUUCGGAUGCACAACAAAGUAUUGAAGAGAGUAGCGCUUCAGAUGCAGAACAAAGUAAUGAAGAGAGCAACGCUUCAGAUUCAGAACAAAGUAAUGAAAGUAGAAUAGUCCCAGACGUGGAAGUAUACUCGAUGGACUAUAAAAGCGACCUUUUCACCACACAGGAAUCAAGCAUGGAUUUCAACCAAGAUUUGCCAGUAAAAUUUACAUAUCCGGUGGACAUGGAAGAAGACGAUAGCAACUUCAAUACUAUAGAGAAAUCAGAAGAUAUAGAGCUGCCAUCACAAGAAGAGCAUAUGCAAAGCCUCAAUAUUCAAAGAGAAAGUAUAAGAAAACGUGAUGGAAAACGACAAGCUCAAUGCGUAUCAAACGACGUUUUGCCAGUAAAACUUAUAUGCUCGAGAAUCGUACAAGAGGAUAAAAGUGACGACAUCAGCAAAGAGACGUCACAAGAUUUAGAGUUGUCACCAUACGAAGAACAGAUUCAAAAUCUCCAUGCUCAAAUAGAAGUUUUGAAAAAACGUGUUAUGUUUUUGAAAAAUAGUGCUAUUUAUCCACGACCAGGAGCAAGUGAAGACGCCGUAACUUUUGCAAGAAUGAUAGUGGGCGAUAAGAAAACUGAAUACACAGAAAAAGAAAAAGCGCUUGCAAAACGGCUUAGAAGCAAUAUGCUUUCCGAUGACUAUAGUUUUCUGAAACAAGAUUUAGGAUUCAGAUUGCCAUUGCUCAGAGCAGUAAAACGCAAAAGAAAUUUACCAGAAAACGAUCGAAACUUAAUCAAUUAAAUACUAACUUUACUUGGAGAAAUUCUAAAAUGAAACAAAAAUGUACAGAAACUUUGUAUAUUUUCCAAUUAUUAAAAAUUGUUUGCCAAUUAUCUGACAAAUAAGGUUUUUUUUUUUGGUUUUUUGUUGAAGCGGAAACAAGCUUCGUUUCAGAAUCGGAUUGAUACUACAUUUGACGAUUUUCAAACUAAAUACUUUAUUGAAGUUUAUGUUGAUGUAUUCAUGUAUUUUUAUUAUAAAAGUUUAGUUUAAUUACUUAAACAGAUGAAGGAACUUUAUUAUAAUUAAUUCUAAAUAAAAAUUCGAGUUUUCGCAAAGAAAAAUACGCUGAUUACCCAAAUCGACCGUAGAUGUUGUGUACCCAAAUGUGGAAAUACCUACCUUAAUAACCGUGACCUGAAAUUUUACGCUUUUCCACCGAAUCCCAAACUCAAACUCAAAUGGAUGGAAAAUUUAAAGAUAAAGAAAAUGUGGAAUAAAUACAAUUAUGUGUGCGGCAUACACUUUCAGGAUGAAGCAAAAUGUGACAUGCGACUUAGAAAGAACGCAGUCCCCACAUUACACUUGGGUUAUUGCGGCUUAGUUGCACACAAAUAUAUAAGACAUUAUACAGUGAAACGCAAAUGUUGCGUUAAAAGCUGCAAAGUUCAAUAUACGUCCAAAGAUCUUAAAACAUAUUCGUUUCCAUUCAGCAAGAAUGAGAAAUUAGCAUGGGCACGAGCCUGUAAUUUACCUCUUCCUUUACCGGAAACUGAUCUUUAUAUAUGCGAACGACAUUUUGAACGAAAAUAUGCAUCAAAGAAACGACUUCCAAUUGAGGCUUUUCCUAAAUUUUUUUUACGUGACGAAGAUGGAGAUCAAAAUGAUGGAAGAAGAAAAAUCCCAGGAGUGGAAACAGAAGAAUUUUUGUCAGUAAAACUUACACACUCGAGAGCCAUAGAAGAUGAUUCAAAUAAUGACAUCAGCACAGAGGAAUCAGAAUAUCUGGAUCCACCACCAGAAGUACAACAAAUUCAAAACCUCAGUGCUCAAAUAGAAGGUUUAAAAAAACGUGUUAUAUUUUUGGAAAAAAGUGGUAUUUAUCCCCAACCUAGAACAAGUGACGAGUGCUUAACUUUUGCAAAAAUGAUAGUAGGCAGUAGGAAAACUGAAUAUACAGAAAAAGAAAAAGCACUCGCGAAAAAACUAAGAAGUAAUAUGUUUUCCAAUGACUAUAGUUUUAUGAAACAAGGGUUAGGAUUCAGAUUGCCAUUGCUCAGAGCAGUAAAACGGAUCAAAAGCGAAUUACCAGAUAGCGAAAACGAAACAUAACAUAAAUAAUUCAAAAUGUUAAAGUAAUUCUAGUGUGUGGAAAAAUAAGGCUAAUACUUUAUAAAACCUGAAACUAUUAUACCUUGAUUUGCCAAUUCUCCGGCGUAACAUUUUAUAAAACUUUCAAAGGAAGAAGCUAUGUUGCUGAUUUAUAUUUUAAGUUCAAU